AUGGGACUGACGGAGCUGCUGCUCGGACUGCUGUGGUUCCGCUCUGCUGUGCUCUGUGCAGCAGGCUGCAGUGAGCAGGUGGAGGUCCAUACAGAGCGGAGGGGUGUGAUCUACAGCCCCUCCUGGCCUUUAAACUACCCCCCUGGAGUCAACUGCAGCUGGCAUAUCCAGGGGGGUCACGGCGAGGUCAUUACCAUCAGUUUCCGUAGCUUUGACCUGGCCGAGUCGGGAAAUUGUCUGGGAGACUGGCUCCUGCUGACCCCUACGUGGAACGGGGAAUCCAGGCUGUGCGGCUCCAUCGUGCCUCCACCCGUCAUUUCCACCAGGGGGCGUGUUUGGCUCUACUUCCACUCUCAAGCCAACAGCUCUGGGCAAGCCCAGGGCUUCCGCCUCUCUUACAUCAGAGGUCACCUGGGUCAGAGCAGCUGUCAGUCAGAUGAAUUCCUGUGUGGGAACGGGAAGUGUCUUCCUCGCUCGUGGAAGUGCAACGGUCAGGAUGAAUGCGGCGAUGCCACCGAUGAACGUAGCUGCUCCCCUCCUCCCACUGAGGCCCAGCAUGGCGUCUGCCCCUUUGGCUCCCUGCCAUGCACUGAGGUCCAGUCCACCCGCUGUCUGCCUGCUGCCCUGCACUGCAACGGAGCUCGAGACUGCCACGAUGGAACUGAUGAGCUGGGCUGCCCCGACACCACCUGUGGAAAACGCCUGGGGAACUUCUAUGGCUCCUUUGCUUCCCCAGAUUUUUUCCAGGCUAAUCGCAGCGCUGUUACGGAGCUGAGAUGUUCCUGGCUGCUGGACACCCAGGACCCCAAACCCAUUGUGCUGCAGCUGGACCUGCAGCUUGGGCCCGGAGAUUCACUGCAUGUUUACAAUGGCCUUCUGCAGCAGGCAGAGCAUCUCUUACAGGUGUUGUCGUAUCAUAACAACAGGCGCCUGGCACUGCUGGAGUCGAGUCGGGGGCAGAUGAGUGUGCUGUACAUGGCUCAGCCUCACAGCCCUGGACGUGGCUUUAACGCCACAUACCAGGUCAAAGGUUAUUGUUUUCCUGGCGAGCAUCCCUGCGGCAGCGAUCAGGGCUGCUACUCGGAGCGCCAGCGCUGCGAUGGCUACUGGCACUGCCCGUCUGGCCGCGACGAGGAAGCCUGUCCGAUGUGCCCUGAUGGGGAGUUUCCCUGCGAGGGUGGUACCGGAGUGUGCUACCCGGCCUCAGAGCGCUGCAACAACCAGAAGAGGUGCCCGGAUGGGUCAGAUGAGAAGAACUGCUACGACUGCCAACCUGGAAACUUCCAUUGUGGGACUAACCUCUGCAUCUUUGAGACGUGGCGUUGUGACGGCCAGGAGGACUGCUUAGACGGGAGCGAUGAGAGGGACUGCCUGGCUGCAGUACCCAGGAAAGUCAUUACUGCCGCCCUGAUCGGCAGUCUGGUCUGUAGUCUGCUGCUGGUCAUUGCCCUCGGCUGUGCCCUCAAACUCCACUCGCUCAGGAGCAGAGAGUACAGAGCCUUUGAGACUCAGAUGACUCGCAUGGAGGCAGAGUUUGUUCAGAGAGAGGCUCCCCCCUCCUAUGGUCAGCUGAUCGCCCAGGGUCUCAUCCCUCCAGUGGAGGAUUUCCCAGUGUACAACCCCACCCAGGCCUCCAUGUUACAGAACCUGCGGCUGGCAAUGCGCAGGCAGAUCAGACGUCAUUCCACGCGGCGCUCCACCUCCUCCUCCUCUCGACGGCGUCUCGGGCAUCUGUGGAAUAGCCUGUUCCGCAGUGGAGGGAGAUCCAGAGGCCACGCCCCACUGCUGGAUCCCCCUGGACCCACACAGGUCACACUGGGGCUCCACAGCUACCGGACUGUGGGGGAGCAAGGGCCUCAGGCCAGGGCCAGGGCUCAUCUUGGGGAUGAGGUUGACAUGGCGGGUAUGCCAGGCCCUUACUGCUCAGCCACCAUGGACCUGCAGCCCUGCACACCGGAGAGCCCUGCCUCUCCUCUUUCCUCGCAGUCAGUAGACAGUCCAGAGGAUGAGGAACCAUCACCUGUCAGCAGGGAAUUCACCAGGGCUCCACAGUCUGAGCCUCCCACUGCUGGUCAGAGUGACUCUUCGGCCCACAGUGGACUUCCCCGGACAUCACAGGAAGCCUCUGUGCCCCUAUGUCACCCUCGGGCAUCAAGAAAACUGGUUCUGGAGCUUGCAGUUAACCUUAAAGGCGUUUCCUUGAGACGUUACUCUCCUUUAGGUCCCUUGUCCCCUGUCUCACCCCCUGUAUUUCCCGGCUCUCAGACACCAACACCCCAGUCUCACCCACAGGGUCCAGAGGUGACUUCACCCACUGAGCCCUUGUCUUCUUCUGAGAAAGAUGAGGACAGUGACAGAAGAAACAGGGAUGAGAGGAGGAGGGAAGGCAAGACCAGGCUCUGCAGGUUCAGCAGGACCUAUAGUGAUGAGGGAGGAGAUUCAGGGAGGGAGACAACUCCUUCCUGA
This is a messenger RNA of Toxotes jaculatrix (banded archerfish), 2466 nucleotides long. It is a transcript of the gene lrp3, whose product is annotated as low density lipoprotein receptor-related protein 3. Gene Ontology annotation, molecular function: protein binding. The record is from RefSeq and is a predicted model, not a curated record. Bases 1 to 2466 code for a protein of 821 amino acids. The transcript has 7 exons. Lineage: Eukaryota; Metazoa; Chordata; Actinopteri; Toxotidae. Gene Ontology annotation, cellular component: plasma membrane.